Nicotiana tabacum (common tobacco) is the source of this 1628-nucleotide messenger RNA. RefSeq names its product flavanone 3-dioxygenase 3-like. NCBI's taxonomy places the organism in Eukaryota, Viridiplantae, Streptophyta, Magnoliopsida, Solanales, Solanaceae. The record is from RefSeq and is a predicted model, not a curated record.
CCCUCCAAGAACUCCCCACCUUGCUCUUGGGUGACUCGAACUCACAACCUCUUGGUUGGAAGUGGAAGGUGCUUGCCAUCAAAGCAACCCACCUUAUCAAAACUACAUAAAUAUUAUGAUAUAUUUAAAAUCACUAAGUGUCAAUUUUAUUUUUACAAUACAUUCGAUGCUCAAAAACCUUGAGUAAUCAAAUGGAGUACAUCGUAUGGCUCUUUACUUGCGAAUAAACCGGCUACCGGCCAAGACACAUUACAUCGCUUAUAGUCAAGGUCUCAGCACGUAUAACUACAAAUUUUCUUUGCAUAUCUACACAAAAUAAACUUCAAAUGUUCUGCUUAUAAAUAGGGAUCGAGCUGCCCAUAUCUGAGAGAACAACAUAAGAGAGAAAAUGGAGAAAGUAAUAUUAGGAGAAAGCUCAGUUUCAUCAAAUAGUAGUUCAUUUACCAGUGCCACAACAAUAACUGAAACUGGACAUACUUUUAUUCCUAAACGUUAUGUCCUUCCACCAUCCCAACGUCCUGAUGGCACCUUAGACCUCUGUCCUUAUACAUUUUUGCCAAUUGUGGAUCUUUCCCUUCUUCGACCUCAGAUAAUAGAACAAGUAUUGCUAGCUUGCAAGGACCUAGGUUUCUUCAAGGUAGUUAAUCACGGAAUUCCACAGUCAGUCAUGAAAGAUGCCCUGGAUGUUGCAAGUGAGUUCUUCGAUUUACCAAAUGAGGAGAAAAUGAAUCUCUACUCCACAAAUGUUUACACACCGGUAAGAUAUGGUACAAGCAUGAAUCAAUCCAAAGACAAAGCCUGCUUUUGGAGAGACUUCCUCAAGCACUAUUCAAAUCCAAUUUCAUCUUUUAUCGACUUGUGGCCAUCAAAUCCAACAUCUUACAAGAAGAAAAUGGGAGACUAUGCAAGGGAAGUACAAAAGUUACACGAACAGUUAAUGGAAGUCGUACUCGAGAGCUUAGGACUAGACCCAAAUUACUUGCAUGAAGAAAUUGCUCAAGGCUCUCAGGUCAUGGCCAUUAACUCCUAUCCAACAUGUCCAGAACCAGAUUUGACACUUGGCUUGCCACCACACACAGAUUUCGGUCUUUUAACCAUCAUUCUUCAGAAUCAUCUAGGGUUGCAAAUAAUGGACAAAAAUGAAAAGUGGCAUUCUGUUCCAGUCGUUGAAGGAGCCCUAAUGGUUCAAUUGGGAGAUCAAUUGGAAGUAUUGAGCAAUGGCAUAUACAAAAGAAUUGUUCACAGAGCAAUAGUUAAUUCAGAGAAGCAGCGUAUUUCAAUUGCCAGCAUCCAUAGUCUGGCUUUAGAGAAAAAAAUUGGACCCGCACCUGAGCUUGUCGACGAAAAAAAUAUGUUGUCCUAUAGAGAAGGAAGCUUCAAUGAUUUCCUUGACCAUAUUUCUGGAGAAGAUAUCACCCAAAAAAAUUACAUAGACAAACUAAAAAUAAAUCAAUGAAGAUUAUUUUGGUCUAUGUAAUGUUAAAGAAGAUGAUCAUUAGGUUCUAUAUUUUCUAGGAGUCUUUUAGUCUAGUCAGAUAUUUAUUUUUAAUUUUAAUUGGAAUACCCAAUUCUUAUUUGGGACCACAUCAUGAUGUCUAGUUUCUUAAUCUUUAUUAUUUUGCUUGUUA